AUGAAUGCAGGAGAGCCAAUGGGCGCUGCACUGGCAAAGGAUGCAGGAGGCAAGAGCGUGAGCUUCCCGGUGGAUGUGGUCGCAGCCAUUGCAAAUGUUGCAUACGUGAUGAAAGUAAAAUGCACGGCGAAUCAGAGAUGCACAAGGAGGAAUGGAUCCUGCUCAAGGAGGUCCUGUGGGAGCGGAGAGAUGGAGAUUUACGGAGGCUGCGACGGUGCAAGAUGCCACUGCUGCGCUCCUGAAGACAAGAAAGAAUGCAAACCCAAGAAGCAAUGUAAGUGGAAAGGCAGAUACUGCACGACGGGAAAAUGCAAAAACAACGAAAGGGUAAUAAAACGCGCUUGUCAAGGGAAGAAAUGCCGCUGCUGCGCCCCUGGUCGAGUUUGCAAGAGGAAGACUAAAUGCAAGGAGAACAAGGGUUCCUGCAGACAGGGCCGUUGCAAGAGCUACGAGAAGGAAAUAUACGAGGGUUGCAAGGGCCUUCGCUGCCGGUGCUGCGCUCUCGACGGUAACAACAACAGUGCCUGUGACAACAACAGCGCCUGUGACAACAACAACGCCAGUGACAACAACAGCGCCUGUGACAACAACACCAGCGGGAACAACAUAAAUCCCACCUCUGCACGACAAGGCGGAACCGGACGAAGAUUUGCAGAACCAGCGACAGAGGCUCAUGUUCCCGUCAAUUCUAAAACACUGUCAUGUUCCCUUCUUUGCGAAUUCUUAAUGUGA
Messenger RNA from Penaeus vannamei (Pacific white shrimp), 732 nucleotides. The record is from RefSeq and is a predicted model, not a curated record. Lineage: Eukaryota; Metazoa; Arthropoda; Malacostraca; Decapoda; Penaeidae.